Molecule: messenger RNA, 2455 nt
Organism: Cyprinus carpio (common carp)
Lineage: Eukaryota; Metazoa; Chordata; Actinopteri; Cypriniformes; Cyprinidae
Product: E3 ubiquitin-protein ligase Siah1
Biological process (GO): multicellular organism development; proteasome-mediated ubiquitin-dependent protein catabolic process
Cellular component (GO): cytoplasm
Molecular function (GO): ubiquitin conjugating enzyme binding; ubiquitin protein ligase activity; zinc ion binding
Source: RefSeq, a predicted model, not a curated record
AGAAGACUGUAGGAAAACAAGCGUGAAACGGGAAAGUAGGGACCCUCUCAUAUGGGACCUUUUUUUAUGAAAAGAGCAUAAUGUAGUGUCAAUCUUCUCCCUAUGUCGGCCUCUAUUAGACUACAGCCUGUGUACUCAUGGAAGGGAGUGCUCAAGCUCUUCUCUUGCAUAGCGGCCAGAACGACUAGUAAACCUAAAGAGGUCCACACAUUUCAAGGAAAGAAGAAAGACGUACUUGGAAAUCAUAUGGACGAAGAAAUGAGUCGCCAGACUGCCACAGCGCUGCCCACAGGUACCUCUAAGUGUCCCCCUUCUCAGCGUGUCUCAGGUGCCUUGUCGGGCACCACCGCAUCCAACAGUGACCUCGCCAGUCUGUUCGAGUGCCCGGUCUGUUUUGACUAUGUGCUGCCGCCCAUCCUGCAGUGCCAGAGCGGCGGCCAUUUGGUUUGUAGCAACUGCCGGCCCAAACUCACCUGCUGCCCUACCUGCAGAGGCCCGCUUGGUUCAAUACGCAAUUUGGCAAUGGAGAAAGUGGCCAACUCAGUGCUUUUCCCUUGCAAGUAUGCCUCAUCGGGCUGUGAAGUCACCCUACCGCACACCGACAAGGCUGAACAUGAGGAGCUUUGUGAAUUCCGGCCAUACUCUUGCCCCUGUCCUGGCGCCUCCUGCAAGUGGCAGGGAUCUCUCGACGCCGUCAUGCCCCACUUGCUGCACCAGCACAAGUCCAUAACCACGCUACAAGGUGAGGAUAUUGUCUUCCUGGCCACAGAUAUCAACUUGCCUGGGGCGGUGGACUGGGUCAUGAUGCAGUCAUGCUUCGGCUUCCAUUUUAUGCUUGUGCUAGAGAAGCAGGAAAAAUAUGAUGGCCACCAGCAGUUCUUUGCUAUCGUGCAGCUGAUCGGCACACGGAAACAGGCAGAAAACUUUGCCUACCGGCUGGAGUUGAAUGGCCACCGGCGGCGCCUCACCUGGGAGGCCACGCCACGUUCCAUCCAUGAGGGCAUUGCCACCGCCAUCAUGAAUAGUGACUGCCUUGUGUUUGACACCUCUAUUGCUCAGCUGUUUGCAGAGAACGGCAACCUGGGCAUCAACGUCACCAUAUCCAUGUGCUGAGGACUAACAACUGCGCAUACUUGAAAGCAUACACACGCAUACAAACAUGAAACCAGACAUUUCAAUACACCGCAGGAUACCUUGAGUUGUGCUUGGGAGACGGGGGAGUUGCUAACCUAGGGAACUUUUUGCUGUUGUUCGUUCCAAGUAGUCAUCAAAACAACAACAACAACAACAACAAAAAACGUAUUGGUUGGAGCUUGGCACAUCCGACCAGAACUCCUGGGUUCUCAAUUUUAUGCUACAAUAUUAUGUAAGUUAAAUAAUUAAUGUAUUCUACACUUUUGAGAGCAACAUUCAUUGCCCUUGAAGGUAUGGGAAAGCCAUGUUUGUGGAAUGGACAUUUGAAAAUGUGGCAUGUGGGAUGGGGGUUUGAGGAACGGCACGCCAAGCUGGAUGGCGGUUGGGAAUAUUGAUAAAUUUUGGAGUGGGUUUGCUCAAAAUGUGCAACCCUAAGAGCAAGUUUUUGUUCGUUGUGUUGUUAUUUCCCAAGACGUUUUGCAUUUCAGUUCAGAUAAAACACUAACUUUUAUGUUCAAAUAUUAGGUUUUGUUUUAUUCUAAUCUUGCCCCCCUCCCCCCCCCCCUUUUUUUUUGUUCUCUCUCUAUUUUUUCCUACCUUGAGUAUGAUACAGAAGGUUCUGGUAAUUGGUGCAUGACCACUGGAUAAGUCAUAACAAGUCCAGAUUUCAUUUUAGAAGUCUUGUUUGUUUCUUCCUGUCGCUGCAGUGUUUCUCCUGUUUGUUUUUGAAGGGAUGGCUUGGCACACGCACAUCAAGCCAGGUUAUAAAAAUAGUCAAGUUUUUGACUAUCAAGCUACACUUUUUUUUUUUUUUUUUUUUUUUUUUACAUGUAUAUCAAGUACUCUUAAAGAUAGAUGCAAGCUGUACAGUAUGCGUGAGAUCAGAAGUUUCGGUUCCUAACCUGGAAACCCUCAAUUACAAACACUGGAGUAAACACUGCAUGGAAUAUCAGACUAGGAACCGGGGCAAGUAAUACAGUUAUUAUAAUGAGAUUAUUGUCAUAAUUAUCAUUUUGUAAUGACUUAUAAGAAAAUGGAAUGAAAAAAGGCUGUUGUAACCUUGUGGCUAAUCUUCAGUGUUUGUAGAUAGUGUUGUUAUUUAGAAGACAUCAAUGUCUUCUUUUCUCUUUUUGUAAGUCGAUAUUUUUGUUGCUGUUGUUCUUUGUAUGUCUGUAUUUCUGUUUUUUGUAAGGAUAGGGUAAAGCAAAGCCAAACAUCUCUGUGGAUACAUUGUACUGUUGCUAGUCCUGAUCUCUAAUUUUAUUUGUUUUAUUGUUUGUUUUGUUCUAUUUUGCCAGUAAAUAAAUCUAUCUUUUUCAUA